AUGGUCAUUGACUUUAGAAGAACACAGAGCGACCACUCUCCACUGAACAUCAACAGCUCCUGUGUGGAGAUUGUCAAGAGCACCAAAUUCCUUGCUGUGGGAUCUGCUAUGGAUCACUGCGGGGAACAUGAGAGCCAGACCACGGCUCACAGGAAGAUUAAACACCAGAAACAGGGCUUUCCUGAGUCCAGCUGUGUCUCCAUGCGGAGCGACCAGUCCAAGGGUCCACAUGUUGACUUCAAAAAUGGAAGUCGAUCUGUUGAUCCAAGGGGGGUCCUGCAGCAGAGACAACACCCUCCUGUACCCAGCAGUGUGUCCCUGCAGAGCGAGCGGUCCAAGGGUCCACAUGUUGACUUUAAACAUGAACAGAAGUCUGCUGAUCCAGGAAAGGCCAAACAACUGCGACAACACCCUGCUGUACCCAGCAGUGUGUCCCUGCAGAGCGAGCGGUCCAAGGGUCCACAUGUUGACUUUAAACGUGAACAGAAAUCUGCUGAUCCAGGACUUCAGCAGCAGAGUUCAGGGGUUUCCAGAGUUCAGCACACCCAGCAGGAUAAAAAAGACCUGGACUCCAUUUUCAUGAAACUGGAGGAGAACAUUGUCAGUUUUGUGAAGAAUGAGCUGAAAAAAUUCCAAAAGAUUCUGAGCCCAGAUAACUCAGCAGGCUUGGAGAGCCAGAGAGAAGAUGGGGAACUGUUGAAUGAUAAAGAUGGAGAACAGAGGAGGAACAUCAGAGAAUCAUUUCUGAAAAUGACACUUCACUUCUUGAGAAGAAUGAAUGAGGAGGAGCUGGCUAACCAUCUGCACAGCAGAACUUAUGAUACUAUGUGUCACCAUAAACUCAAAUCUGCACUGAAGAACAGGUUCCAGUGUGUGUUUGAGGGCAUCGCUAAAGCAGGAAACCCAACCCUCCUGAAUCAGAUCUACACAGAGCUCUACAUCACAGAGGGAGUGGCUGCAGAGGUCAAUGAUGAACAUGAGGUCAGACAGAUUGAAACAGCAUCCAGGAAACCAGACAGACCAGAAACAACAAUCAGACAAGAAGACAUCUUUAAAGGCUCACCUGGAAGAGAUGAACCAAUCAGAACAGUGCUGACAAAGGGAGUGGCUGGCAUUGGGAAAACAGUCCUAACACAGAAGUUCACUCUGGACUGGGCUGAAGGCAAAGCCAACCAGGACAUCCAGUUCAUGUUUCCAUUCACUUUCAGAGAGCUGAAUGUGCUGAAAGAGGAAAAGUUCAGCUUGGUGGAACUUGUUCAUCACUUCUUCACUGAAAUCAAAGAAGCAGGAAUCUGCAGCUUUGAAGACUUCCAGGUUGUGUUCAUCUUUGAUGGUCUGGAUGAGAGUCGCCUUCCUCUGGACUUCCACAACACUGAGAUCCUGGCUGAUGUUACAGAGCCCACCUCAGUGGAUGUGCUGCUGAUAAACCUCAUCAGGGGGAAACUGCUCCCCUCUGCUCGCCUCUGGAUAACCACACGACCUGCAGCAGCCAAUCAGAUCCCUCCUCAGUGUGUUGUCAUGGUGACAGAGGUCAGAGGAUUCAAUGACUCACAGAAGGAGGAGUACUUCAGGAAGAGAUUCAGAGAUGAGGAGCAGGCCAGCAGGAUCAUCUCCCACAUCAAGACAUCACGAAGCCUCCACAUCAUGUGCCACAUCCCAGUCUUCUGCUGGAUCACUGCUACAGUUCUGGAGGAUGUGCUGAAGCCCAGAGAGGCAGGAGAGCUGCCCAAGACCCUGACUGAGAUGUACAUCCACUUCCUGGUGGUUCAGUCAAAAGUGAAGAAGGUCAAGUAUGAUGGAGGAGCUGAGACAGAUCCACACUGGAGUCCAGAGAGCAGGAAGAUGAUCGAGUCUCUGGGAAAACUGGCUUUUGAUCAGCUGCAGAAAGGAAACCUGAUCUUCUAUGAAUCAGACCUGACAGAGUGUGGCAUUGAUAUCAGAGCAGCCUCAGUGUACUCAGGAGUGUUCACACAGGUCUUUAAAGAGGAGAGAGGGCUGUACCAGGACAAGGUGUUCUGCUUCAUCCAUCUGAGUGUUCAGGAGUUUCUGGCUGCUCUUCAUGUCCAUCUGACCUUCAUCAACUCUGGAGUCAAUCUGCUGUCUAAAGUAAGAUCCAAAUCUAAACUAAAACAUCUCCAUCAGACAGCUGUGGACAAGGCCUUACAGAGUCCAAAUGGACACCUGGACUUGUUCCUCCGCUUCCUCCUGGGUCUUUCACUGCAGACCAAUCAGAGAGUCCUACGAGGCCUGCUGACACAGACAGGAAGUAGCUCACAGACCAAUCAGAAAACAGCUCAGUACAUCAAGAAGAAGAUCAGUGAGAAUCAGUCUGCAGAGAAGAGCAUCAAUCUGUUCCACUGUCUGAAUGAACUGAAUGAUCGUUUUCUAGUGAAGGAGAUCCAACAGUCCCUGAGAUCAGGAAGUCUCUCCACAGAUAAACUGUCUCCUUCUCAGUGGUCAGCUCUGGUCUUCAUCUUACUGUCAUCAGAAGAAGAUCUGGAUGUGUUUGACCUGAAUAAAUACUCUGCUUCAGAGGAGGCUCUGCUGAGGCUGCUGCCAGUGGUCAAAGCCUCCAACAAAGCUCUGCUGACUGGUUGUAACCUCUCAAGGAAAAGCUGGAAAGCUCUUUCCUCGGUUUUCAGCUCCCACUCCUUGAGUCUGAAAGAACUGGACCUGAGUAACAAUGACCUGCAAGAUUCAGGAUUACAGCAGUUAUCUGAGGGAUUGAAGAGUUCACACUGUAAACUGGAAAUUCUCAGGAUGGCUAUGUGCAAACUGUCGUGGAGAAGCAGUGAAGGCCUGUCCACAGUUCUCUGCUCCAGCUCCUGCAGGCUGAGAGAGCUGGACCUGAGUGAUAAUGACCUGCAUGAUUCUGGAGUGAAGGGGCUAUCAGUUGGACUGGAGAGCCCACACUGUAAACUGGAAACUCUCAGGCUUUCAGGUUGUCUGAUUAGAGAUGAAGGCUGUGCUUCUCUGGCCUCAGCUCUGAGAUCUAACCCCGCCCAUCUGAGAGAGCUGGACCUGAGCUACAAUCAUCCAGGAGACUCAGGAGUGGGGCUGCUGUCAGCCAGACUGAAGGAUCCACGCUGGAAACUGGACACUCUAAAGGUGGAAAAUUGUGGAGAACAAAUGCUAAAACCUGGUCUGAGAAAAUAUGCUUGUGAACUCACAGUGGACAGAAACACUGCACACAGAAAGCUGAAACUUUCUGAGAACAACAGGAAGGUGAUGCUGGUAGGAGAGAAGGAGCAGCCAUAUCCCGAUCACCCAGACAGGUUUGAUCGAAGGGAGCAGCUGCUGUGCAGUAAUGGCCUGAGUGGUCGCUGUUACUGGGAGGUGGAGUGGAAAGGAGAAGUUGAUAUAGCCGUAACUUACAGAGGAAUAAAACGGAAAGGAAACAGUGAAGACCGCAGGUUUGGAAAGAACGACCAGUCGUGGUGUCUGCGAUGCUCUGAUGGUAGCUUCUCCGUCUGUCACAACAACACAAACAGAUCAGUCCCGCCCUCCUCCUCCUCCUCUGUCUCUAACAGAGUAGCAGUGUAUGUGGACUGUCCUGCCGGCACUCUGUCCUUCUACAGAGUCUCCUCUGACACUCUGAUCCACCUCCACACCUUCAGCUCCACAUUCACUGAGCCUCUGUAUGCUGGGUUUGGAUUUGUGUUUGGGUUGGGUAUGGAGUCUUUGAUGCUGUCACAGGUCUCCUCAGUGUCUCUGUGUUCGGUGUAG
Archocentrus centrarchus (flier cichlid) is the source of this 3726-nucleotide messenger RNA. Its product is annotated as NLR family CARD domain-containing protein 3-like. Lineage: Eukaryota; Metazoa; Chordata; Actinopteri; Cichliformes; Cichlidae. The transcript has 13 exons. Gene Ontology annotation, molecular function: protein binding. Bases 1 to 3726 code for a protein of 1241 amino acids. The record is from RefSeq and is a predicted model, not a curated record.